This is a messenger RNA of Prorocentrum cordatum, 937 nucleotides long. The record is from the annotation of a GenBank genome assembly. Lineage: Eukaryota; Dinophyceae; Prorocentrales; Prorocentraceae.
AUGGGCGAUGAAGCCCUCGACCAGGCGCGGGCGUGGCUCAGUGCUGGCGGCGAGGCCCACGGGACGGGCCCAGGGAGAAUGAUGGGCGAGAAGAUGCUGGAGCUGGAGGCGGCAAAGACGGAGCACAAGCAGUCCAUGGAGCAGAAGGAGACCGAGCUGUUGGAGGCAAUGCGGAUCAAGGCCCAGCUGGUGGCCCAGAACGCGGAGCUCCUGAUGCAGCUUAGCCAGCAGGACCAGGAAACGCACGUCCUUGGGGAGAUGCUGGACGACUCCAAGCAGCGGAUCAAGCAGAUGGAGACCGAGACGCGUGACCUCGCCAACGUGAUCGAUGAGCAGGGCAAGCAGAUAGAGGAGCUCGAGGAGGCCUGGGGCAACUUGCACAUGCUCGCCCCGCUCGUGGAGGCCCCUGCCUUCCCCGCUCUGGACAUCUUGCAGAAGAAGGACGAGAUCGACGGCGGGGAGGGCCAGUCGCGCAACGUCGAGCAGCAGAACGACGGCGACGCCCAGUGGACCGAGGGCCACGCGCGGAGCUUCGCGGAGGGCCAGGGCAGGAAGCUCUACUUAGAGGAGGCAGAGGUGAGCAUCGAGGACGGCCAGGUGCGCACCGUGGACGCGUACUUGCAGGUGGCCCUCGGCAACCAGCAGAGCAUCGCGGAGAACCAGGGCCGCCCCCUGCGCGCCUACGAGACGAAGCAAAGCGACGGCGACGCGCAGACGGCGCGCGACAAGACAAAGUGGCAGCCCAAGACGGAUGGGGCUCAGCGCGAGUUCGCAGGGCAGCAGCAGUGGAAUACCUACGCCUGGCCCGAGGAGGAGCAGAAGGCGGAGGGCUCGAAGCGCAAGCAUUGGCCCAGUAGGGGCAAGCCAGAGUGGCUCCUGCGCAAGGACGCUGAGAAGGCGCAGGCCGCGAACGCGAUGGAGAUCCCGCGGAGCAGCG